AUGCCCCGUUGCUCCGCGCUCAAGACGAAGUACAGGAAGCGUGAUUUAGACCAGAUAUAUGAAGACCUCAAACCCGAAAAUGCUUCCAAGCGUCUCCGAGAGGCGACGGAGAUCGAUGAGGAAAAACCCGCCCUUGGUCAACACUAUUGCCUUUCUUGUGGCAAGUAUUUUUGCGAUAAGUCUGCUUUAGAAACUCACACUAAGGGAAAACCGCAUAAGCGCCGUAUGAGGAAUUUAGAAUCGGAGCCUCACUGUCAGGAAAUCGCCGAUUGGGCAGCUGGAGUCGGGUCCCGCAAACUGGAGUCUGAGCACUCGCCGGGGGGAACGCGACCUUUGAAGGCGGCCCUGCGCGUGGAUGAGCCGUCCCUCCCCUCCACCGAUUGA
Molecule: messenger RNA, 384 nt
Organism: Echinococcus granulosus
Lineage: Eukaryota; Metazoa; Platyhelminthes; Cestoda; Cyclophyllidea; Taeniidae
Product: Zinc finger protein
Exons: 2
Coding region: 1-384 (127 amino acids)
Molecular function (GO): nucleic acid binding; zinc ion binding
Source: RefSeq, a predicted model, not a curated record